This is a messenger RNA of Parnassius apollo (apollo), 4119 nucleotides long. The record is from the annotation of a GenBank genome assembly. NCBI's taxonomy places the organism in Eukaryota, Metazoa, Arthropoda, Insecta, Lepidoptera, Papilionidae.
AUGAGCGGUUACGGCGGCCUGCCGAGCGGUGGUGCCGACUCGGACGUGCUGUCGCGGCGGCUGCGUGACGCAGAACGCGCACGUGCGGACGCUGAACGUGCGCACGCCGACGCGCUGUCGCAGCUGCGGGCCGCGCAACGCUCACCGCUCGACUCGCACAAUAUAGAGCAGCUGCAGUCCCGAGUUCGAGAGCUGGAGAAAAAGGCUGCUUUAGAGACAGUUCGUUGCGAAGAAUUGCAACUGGAAUUGUCUUCUGCAUUGCGUGCGCGAGGCACGUCCACAUCGGCCACAUGGUCCACGCAAGCAGGACAGCCUGUCUCCGAGAUAGAGCGCAUUAUGGCUAAGAUCGAACAGGAUAACCGAAUACUUGCUGAACUGGAACAUACUAGAUCAACAACGCAUGGUAUGCAGUCAAGUGGAUCGAAUCAAGCUUUGGGAGAGUUUCACUCGCCAACACAUUCACCAUUGCCGCACUCUUACACGAGUACGUCGGGCCACGUAGCUCUUUGUCAGAGCAAUACAAUGCCAACGUUAUCGUCCCUCCAUGCUACCGGACAAUUUACUGCACCCAGCUCCAAUUCCGUUGCCUAUUCCAUGAGUGCCCAUAAUCCAACUUCUUAUUCCAAUCCUAUACCUUCUUACUCCACAAAUACCUACGGUUUGCCCAACGCACAGCAAGUUACCUUCAAUAAUCCCGUCACCGCUCCUCUUAUUAACAGUAUAAGCCAAAUUUCUAGCACUCUGGCUGGUCUACAGAGUAACCUACAAACUAUGACCGGUAACGUUUCGGCCAUGUCUCUUGGUGGAACUUUGGCUGGAUCAACGCUAACGGGAACGAUGGCCGGUUCAGGGCUAACAAGCUGUUUAAAUACCGCGCAAAGCUCCAUUCCUGGAACGAUAAGUCACACUCUCGGAUUGCAAUCGUCACUUACUGGAGGAAUAGGAAAUAUUUCAAACUUAACUACCGGCACUCAACUUGGUGCUCUCAACACAAACCUUACUGGGACCGGAGCUUAUGGUACGGGGGCCGGCACCUAUACUAAUCCAUUGCUUACUGGCGGCUUGCCUGGAAACUCAAUGAACAUAAAACUGAAACCAUUGGAUGAAAUUGAUCUUGGCUUAGGUAGAUACGGGACUAAUACUUCAAAUAUGGUUAGAGUAGCAACCCCUGUAACGCCGCACCAACCCACGUGGAACUUAGGGCUAGAUAGCCAAUUCGGAACUGAUAGACUAGGUGGAUUGGAAACGGGAUUUAGCCAUGAUCGAAACCAAAGGGGUUUAUCCAGAAUGAUGCCUAAUUCUGGAUUGGAUCUAGACGUUCGAAAUACUCAUUUCAUGAACGGAGGAGCAUCAACAGAGGGUCAAGUUGAUAUGUUAGACAUUCCGAGUAAAGGUCGCUGCAGUGUUUAUAUGGCUCGUUAUUCUUACGAACCUCCUGACAUUGAAAGUGCAGACGGUGAAAUGUCGCUUAAUGCCGGUGAUCACGUUAUUGUUUGGGGACCGCACGAUGCAAACGCCACCAUGCUAGACGCUGAAACACUGGAUGGACGCCGAGGGCUAGUACCAGCCAAUUUUGUUCAAAGGCUUGUUGGGGACGAUCUUCUAGACUUUCAUCAGUACUAUUCGCAGGCUGUAUUGACGACGUUACGAGAUGCAGACGAGUCUGCCACAACCGCUAUAAGUGACUUAUCUCUCAGUCGUGAUGUUGCACGUCUUAGUGAAAUGGCUGACAUAAGUGAAGGACCAGAAGAUGAUGAUAAUGUGCCUGCUCCGCGGCAGCUCACACUCGAGAGGCAGCUCAACAAGUCAGUGCUGAUCGGCUGGACAUCGCCGGAAGGAGUCCAACAGGCCAACAUUGAGAGCUACCACGUUUACGUCGAUGGUGUCCUGAAAACUACUGUCAAAGCAACAGAGCGAACUCGAGCAUUGGUCGAAGGAGUAGACUCUAAUCGACCACAUCGAAUAAGUGUUCGCUCGGUGACUGCGACUCGUCGGACCUCACGAGAUGCUGCUUGCACGAUGGUAAUCGGCAGAGAUACUGGCAAUAUGGGCCCGACUUGCGUCAGAGCUAGUGGGGUUACCUGCUCUCAAGCUGUUAUCUCCUGGUUACCAGCGAACUCUAAUCAUCAACACGUUGUUUGUGUUAACAACGUUGAAGUUCGCACAGUAAAACCAGGUGUUUAUCGUCACACCAUAACCGGCCUCUCACCAAGUACACAAUAUCGGGUAACAGUAAGAGCAAAGCACUUGAGAGCAGGCCCGCCGACAGGAAUACCCAUAGAGGAAGCGCCUGGGGCUUAUACCGAUUUUCGAACUCUCCCCAAAGGUCUACCGGAUCCUCCAAAUGAGAUCAUGGUGGAAGCGGGACCCCAGGACGGGACGCUCCUUGUGACAUGGCAGCCCGUACUUCGCCCUCCGGCUUCCGGUCCUGUCACUGGGUACGCGGUAUACGCCGAUGGGAAGAAGGUCACCGAUGUUGAUUCGCCGACCGGUGAUCAUGCUCUCAUCGACAUUGGCAAACUCAUUGGCCUCAAUCCAAAGUGUGUCACUGUGCGUACAAAAUCUCGAGACAGCCAGUCCAGUGACAGUGCACCUACCCCGAUACCGCCAGCUGUCCUACGUGGAGUCGUAUCCAGGAUGCCUCGUGGACCUGGACAGAUGCUUAAUCAACCUGCACCCGGAUAUCGAGGGCAACAGCGGCCUCAGCCUUACCAACAGCAACAGCAAGUUAUAGAACACGACGAAAACCUAUCAGACAAGGAAAUUUUCCCAACUGGCAAUCGCCACGACCAACAUGCAGUUCAGCAAUCAAGUGGAUUCGGCACAGGUCUACUAAAGAGUAUAUUCGACAAAAUAACCCCUUCGCAAUCGGGGAUACCGGCCAUCGAAAUCACUAAAGAGGGCGCUACGGAGCAGUUUUGCGAGGAAGAAGAGACAACGCGACGCCGCCCGCAGCAGCAACCGUCCCAACCAACCCAAGCGUCGCAGCCGGCUUCGGGACCGCAGUACCCGAGCACACAACCAUACCAUGGCACGCAGCAACUCCCUUAUCAACCAGCCGGCCAAUUCCCAAGUAACCAGUCGAAUCAAUACCCCGGACAAUCGCAGCAGUACCAGAACCAACCCUCAAGAAAUCACCACGAACGAGGCCGCCCUCCUAACCCACAUCAGGUGGGCCAGCAGGGCGGUGCUCAAUAUGGGCCUCGUGGUGGACCUCAGGCAGGUCCACGGGGGCCACAAUCUGGCCCUCGCGCAACUGCUCAAGGUCAUCCUCAAUCCAAGAGGAGUCGCUACUUUGUGGCUUUAUUUGAUUAUGAUCCUGCAACCAUGAGUCCGAAUCCCGAGAGCUGUGAUGAGGAGUUACCAUUCAGUGAAGGAGAUACGAUUAAGGUUUGGGGCGAUAAGGACGCGGAUGGUUUCUACUGGGGCGAAUGUCGAGGGCGUCGCGGUUAUGUGCCGCACAACAUGGUAGCAGAGGUGUCGGAGCAAGAGGCCACGGGGCAGGUGACAAAGCCUCGUGACCGAUGGACUGACGCCUAUGCCAACCAGCCCAUUCGUCGCAUGGUCGCUUUAUAUGACUACGACCCGCAGGAGCUCAGUCCAAAUGUCGAUGCUGAUGCGGAGCUUAGUUUUCAAACAGGCCAAAUAAUUCAUGUGUACGGUGAGAUGGACGAUGAUGGAUUCUACAUGGCAGAGAUUGACGGAGUCCGGGGUCUAGUACCGAGUAACUUCCUCACAGAAGCAAACGAUCAAUAUGGCCCAUCCGCCAACACCAGUCAAGGUGGUGGUCCAGGAGUAGCUGGUAUGGCGAGUGGACGGGGAGGUGCGCCGGGAUCUACGCCUUCGGUGCCCGGCGCCGGGCGGGGCAGGGGUGCUCCCCCAGGGCCUGGGGCUCGCGGGCCUCCGCCGCCCCCGCGAGACAACGUGGUCCCCGCACCUCGCAACCAACACCGCAAGACAGAUGCCUGCCCUCUUCCCCCUUCUCAGUUAGACCACAACACAUGCGCCAGUAAUCCAGAACAGGCGAAUUCUCAGGAAGGUUUGCAACAGCAGGCGAGGGGGGAGAGGCGCGGCGAACGCGCAGGCGGCGAGCACGAUCGCGCGCACGAGCGCUGGUAA